AUGAAGGAUGACGGAGGUGCUAGUGAAAUCCUUGCGUUGAAGAGUAGGUCUUGGAGAAGAAUUGAUGAAAAUCCUCGUGGCCGUUAUAGCAGGUUGUACAGCAUGGACUCUCUGGCAUUUGUACAUGGGGCCUUUCAUUGGAUCGGUGUGGAUAUAUUUACUAAUUAUUAUGUGGUUUCAUUUAGCAUAUCAAACGAGGUGUACGGAGAGAUACCGUUCCCACCGCUAGAAGAAAGAACUUGUGAUCCUGACUGGAUCCCUUGCGGACACUCUGGUAUUUCAGUAUUGGGAGGACUGCUUUGUGCUUAUUAUAAUCGUUGGAAGAAGGCAUCCUCCACUUUUAAAGUCUGGGUUAUGAAAGACUACGGUGUUAGUGAAUCUUGGACUGAAUUGUUUACCAUAGGGGCGAACCAUCUUUAUAGAGCCAUACCGAAAGGGAUAUCCCUUGCCUUCCAACAAGGAUUUGUUUUUACAAAAAGUUUGAUCUCUCCAAAAUUAUUUACUUAG
This is a messenger RNA of Lycium ferocissimum, 507 nucleotides long. Its product is annotated as F-box protein At3g07870-like. Bases 1 to 507 code for a protein of 168 amino acids. The transcript has a single exon. NCBI's taxonomy places the organism in Eukaryota, Viridiplantae, Streptophyta, Magnoliopsida, Solanales, Solanaceae. The record is from RefSeq and is a predicted model, not a curated record.